Molecule: messenger RNA, 516 nt
Organism: Manis pentadactyla (Chinese pangolin)
Lineage: Eukaryota; Metazoa; Chordata; Mammalia; Pholidota; Manidae
Gene: ANAPC11
Product: anaphase promoting complex subunit 11
Exons: 3
Coding region: 150-404 (84 amino acids)
Biological process (GO): protein ubiquitination; positive regulation of mitotic metaphase/anaphase transition; anaphase-promoting complex-dependent catabolic process
Cellular component (GO): nucleus; anaphase-promoting complex
Molecular function (GO): ubiquitin protein ligase activity; zinc ion binding; cullin family protein binding
Source: RefSeq, a predicted model, not a curated record
GCGUGCGUGCUGGGGCGCGAGCCCCGAGGCGCUGCUGCGAAACGCCGGGCUGCGGCCGUGUUCACUUUUGUACCUUCCCGCGCGAGCGCCGGCGCUACCAACGGAAGGCGGGAGGGGCGGCGCGCGAUUAAGCUGGCGGAGGCGCCGCCAUGAAGGUGAAGAUCAAAUGCUGGAAUGGCGUUGCCACCUGGCUCUGGGUGGCCAACGACGAGAACUGCGGUAUCUGCCGGAUGGCCUUCAACGGCUGCUGCCCGGACUGCAAGGUGCCUGGCGACGACUGCCCCCUGGUGUGGGGCCAGUGCUCGCACUGCUUCCACAUGCACUGCAUUCUCAAGUGGCUCAACGCGCAGCAGGUCCAGCAGCACUGCCCCAUGUGCCGCCAGGAGUGGCGCUUCAAGGAGUGAGGCGCUCCUGCCCAGCCAGGGUGCAGUGAGGACACGAGCUGGUUUGUUUUUCCCAUCACAACGCUGACACUUUUAUCCAAUAAGUCAAACUCAUUAAAUUACCUGAGCCCUG